Messenger RNA from Stegodyphus dumicola, 564 nucleotides. Its product is annotated as histone-lysine N-methyltransferase SETMAR pseudogene. NCBI's taxonomy places the organism in Eukaryota, Metazoa, Arthropoda, Arachnida, Araneae, Eresidae. The record is from RefSeq and is a predicted model, not a curated record.
AUGUGGGUCCAGUAUGACAUACCCAGACGUUCCAGACAUUGGUUGUCACCACGGGACCCUGUGCCUCACACUGCGAGACCUUCUCUCCACCCAUGCAAGAUCAUGCUCUGUAUCUGGUGGACUAGUCGCGAAGUGAUGCACUGUAAGCACCUGCCAGUGGGUCAAUCCAUCACAGCAGAUAUGUACUGGCAGCAACUGGAACGUGCGCAUCAGGAACUAACGCAUAAAGAGCCAGCAUUGGUUAGUCGUAAGAGUGUACUCUUCCAUGACAAUGCAAAGCCACAUGUGGCUCGGGAGGCCAGGGACACCAUCCAGCGACUGGGCUGGGAGCCACUACACCGUCCACCACACUCCCAAAACCUUGCGCCAACAGACUACCACCUAUUCCAUUCCCUGGACAACCCUCUUCGUGGGAAAUCAUUCAACAACCAGUCAGACCUCGAAAAGGCCCUUACGGACUUCUUUGUGUCCAAGACUCCCGACUUUUACCGCGAUGUCAUCGCACAGCUAGCCACUUGUUGGCAAAAGGUAUUAGAUGCCGAUGGUGAUUACUUUGGGUAUUAG